UGCUGCCAGUGAACGGAGGAGGAGGAGGAGGAGGAGGAGGAGGAUCCUGUCCGCCGGCAGCAGCGCACCGAGCUCCUCUCCAUCCCAUGCGUCUGGAAGAAGAAAAAAUGGGCUCGGAUCCAGACAUGUGCUGCUAGAAUAGACCUCUGUGUAGCUUUCUUUUCUUUUGAAUAACCGUGUCUGGUUAGAAAAAGACAGAGGUGGGAUUUCAUUCCUCACUCUUUUCCUGAAAAUGCUUCCAUGCUCAUCAUCCGCGCAGAUGGAGGAGAGGGACGCGCACAUGCAAACAGAGUGCAACAGACUGACGGAGGAGAGAGACGAGGCCGAGAGACAACUCAAACACAUCAAGAGAGUGUCUCAGAUGGUGAUUGAGGAGGUGAGCGUUCUGCAGACUCAGCUGGAGAUUGAGAAGUCGUGCCGGGAGAAUGCAGAGGCCCUGGCCACAAAGCUGAACUGUGAGAACAGGAAGUUGAAGUACCUGAGCCUGUCGUCUCGUCCAUGUUUGGACGAGCUGCUUCCCAGCAUCUCAGACUGCAUCGCACUGGAGGCUGACUCAGAUGCAGACACAGCAGACGGAAGCCCCGACACCUUCACGCAGUACCAGCAACAGGUUAAAGAGUUGAGGGAGACAGUAAACAGCUUAUUGGAGGAGAAGAAGAAUUUCGUCUGUCAGAUUCAUGAACAGCAGAGACGAAUAGAAGAGCUGACUUCACAGUCAGAGAAAGAUCAGGCUGAGAUGAAGGAGCUUCGUGAAACUGUUGAGCAACAAAGCAAAACCAUCAAGAGAUUUAACAGAGUGUCCAUGAUGGCGGCUCAGGAGUACGAUGGGAUGAAGGAGCAGCUCGACUUGGAGCAGAGCCUAAGAGUCAAAGCUGAGACUUACGCACAUGAGAUGCUGGUGAAGCAGAAGGAGGCCAACAGGCAGAGCAUGCUCCUGCUGCAGAGUGCUGAGCCCAGUGUUCAGCUCCUGAAAGCUCUGGAGGACGUCGCUUCCAUCACCAAGACCCUGGAGGAGGAGCGUCUGCAGCAUCAGCAGAAGGUGGAGAGCCUGGAGGCCCAGCUGGAGCAGAGCUGUGUGAAGAAGCAGCUGGAGGCUCUGCAGAGGCAGCUGGAGCUGCUGGAGGUGGAGAAGAAGGAGGUGGACGGACGACUGGAGAAGGCAGAGAAGAAGAAUGAGGAGCUGGAGAACAGAGUCCACGAGCUCCAGGAGGAGACCCAGAAAAAUAUUGCCAUGACGACCAGCACGGGACCCCCUCCCCCUGAACCUGGGGUUGCCCCGCCCCCCGCCCCUCCCCCGCAGCCGCCUCCUCCACCUCCUCCUCCUCCUCCACCCCCUCCUCCACCUCCCCCCUCGAGAUGCAACCCCCUCAGCUCUCUGAUUGCCAUCAUGAGGAAGUCUUCAAAAGGCUCUAAAGCCUCUGUGAAGGCAGAGCAGCCUCCAGCUGCUGAGGGCGUGGACGACGUGAAGGUGAAGGCGGUGAAUGAAAUGAUGGAAAGGAUCAAACAUGGCGUCGUCCUGCGGCCUGUCAAGAGUCAGGAGAGCAAGAGAGUAGCAGUAAAACCGCCUCCAGUCUGUGAGGAGAAACAGCAGGAGAGCGCCAUGGAGGAACUGAAAGGCAUCCUGGAGACGGUGAAGCGGAGCCCCAGCCGAGGCUCUCAGGAGUCGGGCCCGUUGCCACCUGGGAAGAAGGACAGCGAGCUGGAGGUCAUCCUGAGACGCCGCCGCAACAAGGCGGGAGAAGCUGGCUCUGGAGAUGAGCGGGAGGGCCAGAUGAGCCACGUCUCCUCCUCAGACAGCCUGAACGGGAGGUGCACCAGCAGCGACUCGGGCAAGGAUCCAGAGGGGCCGGGGGGGCUGAGCGUCCCCUCCGACUCUGCGGGUCCCAGGGUUAGCCCAGAGAGACGGGGGUCAGGACCGGGGCACGUCGUGGCCAGGAGGAAGAGCUCCGAUACAGGCAAAGAGCCCAGAGUGGGUUCCUGGCAGGAGAGGAGGUCCUGCGGCUCUCUGUCUGAGAAAGAAACAUCAGAGUCUCCGGUCAGCAACGGCUGCAUCAACAGUGUGGGGGAGGAGGAUCAAAAUGCAACCGAGAAGUGUGUCCAGUCAAAUGGAGUCGAACACGUCGGACCCGGUGAGGACGCACACGCCACCGUCUGCGCCGGCCCGGUCAACGGCAGCACCGACGCUGAGUGCUAGGAUGGCCUCUGAGGAUCCCGGGCUUGUUUCUGUAAUCUGAUCCAUGCAUUUACUGGCUGAUGUGAGAGUGAUGCCAUUGAUAUUCACGCUCAGGUUGAGGGUGCGAUCACACAUUGGCCUUUUUGUUCAUUGGGUCACUACCAGAAGACCUUUCAGAUUUACACCAACCAUUUAAAAACCAACCAGUCUGUGAAGAAAAGUCACAUGACUAACAUGUAGCAAAUUUCUUGAACAGAGUUUUGGUCCAUUUUCUGCAGCCUUUUCAGCACUCUAACACAUGUCGAAAAAGCUGAAUGAGUGCAGAGUUUAACUCAUUGUCAUUGUCAUUGUUCUCACAUGGACAAAUGAGCUAAACUGAAGUUGGAAAUGCUGCAGAUAAACUGUUCAGAACAUGCUUGGUGUUAACGCACCCUAACCUGCCCAGCCGUUGUAGAAGCCCUACCUCCUCAAACAAACUGUAUCUUUCCCUCAUGUCUCACAGUACUGUGGGUGAUUCGUGUUGGCCAACAAAGGAGAUUUUUUAUAAAGAGACAAUGUGGUCAACUCAAAGUAGAAAUACUCUUUGUUGGGAUGGUAUGUCUUAAAAAACUGAAGGAGAACCUGCACUAAGAUUAAAAAAAAAAAGUCAGAGGACAGGCGAGAUGAAUAAAAAGUUGUUGUGGGAUUAUUUCUGGGGGAGGAAAUAAGAAAACACAAAAGCUUCAAAAAAGGUUUUCAUACUUUUUUGUAAUCAUUGCUUUUUUCUUACUGUAUAGCUUCAUACCUUCAGGCGUCUGAAAGUAAUUCAAAUGAAACAGUGGACAGGGUGAAUAUGACUCCAACUGAACUUCAUGUGACGUGUGAUGUAUUAAGGGGUUAAAAAAAACUAAAGGUUGAGAACUACUGAUUUAAUGCAACAUGUCCAACAUUGACAUUUUGAAUGCUUCAAGAAUUUAAUGCGAAAAAAGUCCAAAACAGAUGUGUAGCUUGAAGGCUUUUACUUUUACUUGUCCCAGUUUUCCUUUAGUUUUGAGUUUUGUAAUCUCCAAUGACCGGGCAGUUAUUGACCAGUGCAUAAAAAUGAAGUGAUCAGAAAACAGUUUGCAUUAGAAAAUGUAUCAUUAAAACCUAAACUGACGAUUCCAGUACGCAGUGCAGCUGAACGUUUUCACAGCUCUGUAAAAUUGCAUGUAAAAAAGGCUAAAACCACCCUGAAUAAUCAGUCACAUAAACAAAAACCAUGGCGACGGUGCAGACAGUGUGGGGCUUUCUACAAUGGCUGAUAUUCUACGUUGUUAUUCAGUAACCAGAGCAUGUGUCAGUCUGCUGCACAUCAGUUCUUUUCUUUGAAGGUUUUCGGAAAUCAAACCUGUGGAUCCUGGAGGACAGACUGACUGAACUGUACGAGGGAAGCUGCACUUUUUUGCACAGAACCUCAGUUUUCUUCAAACACUUCAACUUGUACAAUGACUGCAAAGCUUUAGGUUGAUGUUUUUCUCUAUUUGAUGCACAAAGUUCAAUAUGUUCAAUAUCGCUUUGUGUCAUCAGAAGGAAUGCACUGUACUGUGUUGAAUCCAGCUCUCCAACUUCCUCUGCUUCUCCUCCAACCCCCCUCUUUACUCCCAGUUGUAGUGGGGGGUGCACAAUUGAUUAAUAUAUAAUAAUACGUUGCUAUUAGCUUCAUCAGUGGCAAUAUUGAAACAUAUUUAAGGUUUUUAGUUAAAAUGCAAAUAGCGUGUUGAAACACGCUUUUCCUUCAACCACUGAGGCAGAUAUUCAUGAUUGGGGCUUGGAACAAAAACAGUUUUGAGAACUGCUAAAUUGAAACAAACAAGUCGAUAAAUACUUGAAUUUUUUUUUGUCAUUGGUUCAUUUUAAAGCAUACGUGGGUUCCACCCUGUUAUUGUAGUAUUUGGAUUAAUACUCAUGUGGGAAAUAUGUUAAUGCAGAAAAAAACCUGAAGACUAAAUCCUAAACACAUGCUAGGAUCAUUAUAGAUUCUGCAAUGUUCUUACACCCAGCGUUACCAAACAUACCGAUGACUUAGCUAUUCUUAGAGCCUUAAAAAUGUAAAGUUUAUCCUGAAGGUGGCGCUAGAGCCAUCCUCUGUAGAGCAGGUAUUUAAUUGGCGAAUUUCAAGGCAAUAUGCCGAUUAGAUUUGAAUAUUUAGCCUGAUUUGGUUAGAGAAAAGGCCAGGAGGUCACCAAAACCAUUAGUUUGGGGAUCAUGAACAGGCACAACAAAUUUCCUAAUCAUUUUGAUCAUUUUGCUCUGGAUCAAAGUCUUGCACGAACUUACUGGCUGACUCCGCCAUCACUACCCUUAGGCCUAAUCGCCAGCGGGACAAAAACACACAACAAACUAUUUUCUCAGCGCAGUCAAUAAUUGUUGUUAUAUUAAUGUGGUCCCAGCCCUAAUUGUGAUUAUUAUUAGAUUGACAAAAAAAUCAGAAGUUCCACUUAACUUGGCUUUCCGAGCAAACUGCAUCCACUGAAGAAGGCCAAGAGAUGUGGCUGAGAGCUCCAGAUUUCUUUUUUUGUUGUUGUCAAAUUGUGUUUUCUAAAGUCAAGAAUGAACCCAGUUAAGCUCUAACUGACCGAUGUCUUCAGCCCUAAUUCUGCAUCCCUGACUGUAGCAUCCAGGUAUUUAGAGUAACUCAUUCAUGAACGUUCUCUGUUUAGUCCAACCUCUUCCAGAGUCUAAAUGGAGGGACGCUGAGUGAAAACAACCAGGGUAAAAAAAAAAAAAAAAAAAAAACAAAGUCCAGAAAGCAAUGUAUGUGGAAAGGCUCUUUUUCCUUUCUUCCACUUUUGCUGCUGAGGCUCCUGUCCAGGUUCCAGCGUGUCGACUAUCAGUGUGUCGUAAGGCUUGUGAGGGUUUGAGGUGGAAACCAGGCACGUGUGGAAUAGAAAUGUGACUGAUAUUUCAGGUUUAGAGGAACAAAACAAGAUGUUUCUCCAACAACAGCAAAGACAGUAGCACAGUUCCAACUAAAUCACAUCUAACAGAAAUGUUCUCAGGGUCCAUGGGACAACAUUUCACCAAACCAUUGACAGCAAAACGUUUGGGAGGAACAAACAGACAGCCUUUUUUUUUUUUUUAAACUAGCGGUUAAAUGAGCAAAGGAUUAGAACAGCUUUGGAGGAAUGAGGUGCUUGUGUACUUUGUCUACCUCUCCACAGACACCUGCCUCUAAACCUAUAAGUCCUGAAUUACAUUUUGUGGUGUGAAUACUAAUGAGAUACUGUCAUAGUCCGUCCACCGGAGAUGUCUUCCACACGCCUUCCUCCACUGAGUCAGCACUGAGUCCAGAGUCCCGUAUUCUGAGACUCGGUCAACACGCUCACCGUCAUAUUUCACCGUGCAUUCCUUGACUUUUAUUUUGUAGGGCCUACUGUUUAUAUAUAGCUUUCCUGACACGUGAUGCAACAUUAAUAACAAUUUUGAAGAGUAUGCAAUUACAUAAGGCACAUUUGUAUGAUGCUUUCACACCUUGUCAUUCUUUCUUAAAACACAGAAUCACAUUUAAAAGUGCAUUUUCUUCUGUCCAUUAGGUGUAUUUUAUUCUAAUGCAAAGGACCAGAUGUUAAGGAGUUACUGAACUGUUAGGCUGCACAUAAAGUAACCCAUUAGAGCCGUUGAGCUGCCACAGGCCUGAAUAUUAUGCAUAUCGAGGCCUGUACUGAUUGCAUAGUUGUUAACCAAGUGGCUACUUAACAAAGGGAUUUACUGUAUCUGACAGAGUUUGGGUGACUAUAUAUUGUGUGUGUUUGGGAUAUAAAUGGAGUGUUAAAAAGUUUUUUAAAACAUGGAUUUUCAUUUCAGCAUCACUUGAAAUAAAUUGCAAUUCAAACUAAAA
Molecule: messenger RNA, 6032 nt
Organism: Siniperca chuatsi (mandarin fish)
Lineage: Eukaryota; Metazoa; Chordata; Actinopteri; Centrarchiformes; Sinipercidae
Gene: shtn3
Product: shootin 3
Source: RefSeq, a predicted model, not a curated record